GAAGACUUUGAGAGUAGAUAUUCUCGAGUAUUGUCUGAGUCAACUUCUAAUGUGGGUGCUUCACAAUGCACUCCCCUAGACCCUGUUGAAGAGGAAAGGCUAAGGAAUAGAUGUUGGUUAGAGGCUGCAGGAGGAAGGUAUAAGGGACGCGUGUAUGGAGUUGGUCAUGUUGACUCUAGUGAUGAUUGUGUUGAAAGUUAUCUACAACAAACAGAAGCGUGGUCCAGUUAG
Messenger RNA from Sphenostylis stenocarpa, 231 nucleotides. NCBI's taxonomy places the organism in Eukaryota, Viridiplantae, Streptophyta, Magnoliopsida, Fabales, Fabaceae. The record is from the annotation of a GenBank genome assembly.